AUGGCUGGUCUCAUCGCAGUCAGUAUUGGCCUUGGUGCCGAGAAGCUGGGACGUACCAUCUCCGAAAAAAGGCUCGAAAGAAAGGAGAAGAAGGCUAUUGCUCAACACGAAGCUAUAUAUGGCUCUUCGUCAUCUGCUCCACCACCGCCAAUGACGACCCGAGAGCGGCAAAAUAAGACGCAGAACAAACGCGAAGAGGCUCAGCGGGCGCUUGAUGAAGCUCGUCGAGAGCAACCAAGCGUUCCACAGUAUGAAAGCAGACGCCCAAGUAUGGAUGCAGAGAGGGUUAGUACAGAAGAGCCGCCGCCGAGUUACGAAGAUGCCACACGUCAUGAAAUCAGGCGUUCUUGA
This is a messenger RNA of Alternaria arborescens, 351 nucleotides long. RefSeq lists its product as hypothetical. Lineage: Eukaryota; Fungi; Ascomycota; Dothideomycetes; Pleosporales; Pleosporaceae. Bases 1 to 351 code for a protein of 116 amino acids. The transcript has 3 exons. The record is from RefSeq and is a predicted model, not a curated record.